UAUAUGUGUGUGUGUGUGUGUGUGUGUCUCUCUCUCUCUCUCUCUCUCUCACACACACACACACACAUCAAAAUAGCUUCUUCUCAAAUGGAGGCCUCGGCUUUGACAUGGUGGUGCGCGCUUCUCCUGGGAGCAGUUCCAUUCCUUGUUCAGGUGAUUUGGUACUGGAAUGAUCUGCGAUACUUUACUUCUGCAAAGAUCAAAUCAAUGAAGAAGAAUAAUAAUAGUAGUGGUGGCAACGACGGUGGUCGCGGUGGCGAUGACAAUAGUAGUAGUAAGGGCGUCGCGGGCCGGGGUAAGCUUCCGCCGGGCCACAUGGGCUUGCCCGUCAUCGGCGAGACCCUCUCCUUGCUUUGGUACUUCAACUUUGUUCAUCGUCCGGAUGACUUCAUCAACUCUAAGAAGCAGAGGUAUGGAGAGGGGGCAGGGAUGUACCGAACGCACCUAUGCGGGAAGCCGACGAUCGUGGCGUGCACGCCGGCUGCCAACAAGUUCGUGCUGCAGUCGGGCGGGGAGGACUUCCGGUCAAUGUGGCCGUCGGUGGAGCUGGUGGGGCCGUCUUCCGUCAGCAACGUCGAGGGCCGUCAGCACGUUCGCAUCCGCGCAUUCGUCCUCGCUGCAGCUAACCACCCCAAAUCCCUCAGCAAGAUUGCCCGCGCCAUCCAGCCCAGCAUCGUCGCCGCCCUGCGGUCGUGGGCGGUCGCCGGCACGAUCAACGCCUCCGUCGAGACCAAGAAUGUAAUAUUUAAGAACAUAUGCAAGAUGUUUGUUAGUAUGGAUCCAUCGCCCGUCACCGAAGAGAUAGAUCGGUGCUUUGAAGGCUUUGCUGCAGGGUUCAGAUCAGUGCCCAUCAACUUUCCAGGCACUACAUUUCAUCACGCUCUUCAGUGUCGACGAAAAUUGUCAGCAAUAUUUAGAGAAGAACUCGCAAAGAGGAAGGAAAAGAAGCAUGGAGUCGAAGAAGCCGGUGAUCUAAUGAAUGGCUUGAUGCAAGUGGAGGACGACGAAGGGAAGCAAAUGAGCGACGACGAAGUCAUAGACAACACCAUUACCCUCGUCCUCGCGGGGUACAAAUCGACUUCACUUGCUAUAAUGUGGGCUCUCUAUCACUUGUCGAAAACCCCGGAUGUUCUUCAUAAGCUACGGGAAGAGAACAUCUUGCUAAGAAAAGAGAAGAAAGGGGAGUUCCUCACAUUGGAUGAUACAUAUCAAUUGAAGUACACAUCUAAGGUUGUGGAAGAAACACUUAGGUUAGGGAACAUAACUAUGUCGGUUCCUCGAGUCGCCAACCGAGACAUCGAGUAUCAAGGCUAUAGAAUACCUAAAGGAUGGCAAGUUCUUGUUUGGAUCCGAUCGCUGCACACGGAUGCGAAGAACUUCGACGAUCCACUGAGCUUCAACCCCGAUAGAUGGGACAAACCGGCGAAACCUGGCACGUUCCAAGCGUUCGGAGGGGGCCGGAGGAUUUGCGCGGGAAACAUGCUUGCGCGAUUAAAUCUUACAAUCAUCCUGCAUCACCUCUCUGUUGGUUAUAAGUGGGAAUUGCUCAAUCCAAAUGCAAAGAUAUCACACUUCCCUCAUCCAAGGCCUGUAGAUGGGGCUGCAAUGAAAUUUAGUACACUUUGAAGCUACAUAAAGGACUGAAGUGGAUCAAAUGUUAUUGGGCUCUGAUUUAGUUCCUAGAAGCUGUUAUGUAGCAUAAAUGCGAGAUAUUAACUGUGAGCAAAUAAGUUGGUGUUGAUUUGGGUAAUAUCAAUAUCUCAAAUUGAAAGAGUGUUUGCCUUAAUUUGGUGAAACUACAAUGGCCUCUGUUUGGAUUGUAAAAUUUUCCACACCUAUUUUCGUGAGCAAAUCAUAGCUGGACAUUAACUACUCUUUUUUUUGUUUACGUCUUGAACAAGAAUUUUGAUGAAAAUGGUACCUCACCUGUGAAUGUUUAAUAUUGUAAUAGUUAGGUUUA
Ananas comosus (pineapple) is the source of this 1960-nucleotide messenger RNA. Its product is annotated as ent-kaurenoic acid oxidase 1-like. Gene Ontology annotation, biological process: sterol metabolic process; brassinosteroid homeostasis; multicellular organism development. The record is from RefSeq and is a predicted model, not a curated record. NCBI's taxonomy places the organism in Eukaryota, Viridiplantae, Streptophyta, Magnoliopsida, Poales, Bromeliaceae. The coding region runs from base 4 to 1626 and encodes 540 amino acids. Gene Ontology annotation, molecular function: oxidoreductase activity, acting on paired donors, with incorporation or reduction of molecular oxygen; iron ion binding; heme binding. The transcript is spliced from 9 exons.